UGAUAAUAUAUUUUCUAUUUUUGAAGAAACAUAGAAUUUGUUAGCUAAAUAAUCAAUUUAAAUGCUCUUAUGCUAAAAAAAAAAUAUUCUUCACAAUAAAAAAAAAUUACUGAAAUGUAUAUGUUUCAUGAUAAAUAAUUAAUUUUUAUACUGGUCAAAAUAUUUACUAUGGAAACGAUAAUUUAUGUAACGAACUAAUAAACCAAAGAUUUUAACGGCAAUUGAUUUGAAAUUAGAAGCGGUAAAAAGAAUAUUGCCCAUAAGUGCUGACUUAAAGGCUAUUGCAAAAUUCAGUAGAGACAUUAAGACACUUGGCAAGGCGGAGCAGUUCUGUAUGAAGCUUAACGAAAUUCCGUGUUAUCAAUUGAAGAUCGACCUUACAAUGUUAAAGGAAGAGUGGCCUCUCAUAUAUUCGGAAUCUCUUGAGACUUUAAAAAAUUAUCAACAGACUUGUUCCACUUUAAUUAAUGACAAAUCGUUGACACAAUAUUUGUCCGUUGUAUUACAUUUAGGCAAUAAAUUGAACGCAGGAAGUUAUGCUGGUGAAGCAUACGGUUUCACAUUGGGUACUUUGCCUAAAUUAAUGGAUACUCGAUGUAACAAACCAAAUGUUAGCUUCAUCCAUUUGGCUGUAGAAAUGUCUGAAAAGUAUACAAAUAACACUUAGUUUUUUGAAGUUGUGUUCGUCAUUGAACAAAUGUCAAAAACUUCGUUUGAAUCUUUGGAAAUCGAGCUUCGUAAUCGUUCUUGUCAGAUAAAAAAAAACCCAGUACAGGAGGGUCGCUGCACAGUGGUGACGUGGCAUAGUUGGAUCAAGUAUAAUGAUAUCUGACAGUGAUUAGAAUCACUAUAAAAAAAAACGCUUCGAUGCAAAUCUUUAGAUAGUGUUUAAUUUAAAAAAAUUGGUGGAUUAUUCCAAAAGCUUCAUGAUCUGCUAUUUUCUUAUUAAUAUCCAGAAUGAAAAAGGGAUUAUUAAAAAAUAUUAUUUCUCUUAAAAAAAUUGUGUUGAUCCAUAAAUUUUUCAAACACUUAUAGCGUUAUAAAGUUAAAAAUAUGAAAAAGAAUUUUUUUACAAAAAUCGUAUUUUGUUUAUUAACUUUGAUGACUGUUUUCACCAAGAAAA
Daktulosphaira vitifoliae (grape phylloxera) is the source of this 1123-nucleotide messenger RNA. RefSeq names its product FH2 domain-containing protein 1-like. NCBI's taxonomy places the organism in Eukaryota, Metazoa, Arthropoda, Insecta, Hemiptera, Phylloxeridae. The coding region runs from base 335 to 667 and encodes 110 amino acids. The transcript is spliced from 2 exons. The record is from RefSeq and is a predicted model, not a curated record.